GCGAGGAAGAGAGAGAGAGAGAGGGAUAGCGAGGGGGAAAGAGAGAGAAGACAUUGUCCGGAAAGAGGGAGCGAGAGAGGCAGAAUGCAUAAACCGAGUUAGUGCGCGCUAACCAUCGCCUUUUGCCAGAUUACAAGUUGUGGGGGGAAUUUAAGUAUCUGGAAUUAACAAAGUUUCCCCCUUCAUCUCAAUCUCCAAACGCGGCGUUGUGAGCGCAAAGGCAUGGGUUUAAUCUGGCUAACAAUGAGGAGAGGUACAGAACGGCACCAAAAUCUGACCUCGAUUUGAGUGAAUAAGGCUUGAGAGAGGGGGUGAGGGAAAGAGAGAGGGAGAGAGAGAGAGAGUGUGUGUGAGAGAGAGAGCGCGCGCGGGGUGAGGCGAAAAAGGGCACUGAAGGGGGGAAAUUGAGAUUUAGUGCAGUCGUGGGUUCAACCAUCCACCCCCCACAAUCGACGGGGGAGAGAGGAGGACUGCAGGGAGCCGAGUGAAGAAGAGGAAAAAAGUAGACAAAGCCGAAGGGAGUUUUUACGAUUCGUCUUAUUCUAUGAUGAGAAGAGAGACGGGGUGCAACAGUCCUACACCGUAACUUCUGAUAGUUUAGUCUGAAAAGGCUGCUGGCGGCACUUUCUGGGGGAACACCAUGUCUCGGUCAGAAGAGGUCAACAAGAUGACUGAGAACGUUUACAAGGGGAUCCUGGACCAGUUCAAUCCCAGUCUGAAGAACUUUGUUACCAUGGGGAAGCAUUAUGAAAAGGCCCUGGCAGGAGUGACGGUGGCUGCCAAGGGCUACUUCGACGCACUAGUCAAACUGGGGGAACUGGCCAGUGACAGCCAGGGAUCAAAAGAAUUGGGUGAUACACUGUUCCAAAUGGCUGAGGUGCACAGGCAGAUUCAAGUCCAGCUGGAGGACGUGUUGAAGCUGUUCCAUUCAGAGCUCCUCUCCCAGCUGGAGCAGAAGUUAGACCUGGACAUCAAAUACUUGACUGCGACGCUGAAGAAGUACCAGAGCGAGAGGAAGUCCAAGGCGGAGUCCAUCGAUCGCUGCCAAUCACAGCUGAAGAAGCUGCGCAGGAAGAGCCAGGGGAGCAGACACCCCAACAAGUAUGGAGACCGAGAGAUGCAGUUUGUGGAGCUGAUGAGUAGAAGACAGGGGGAGCUGGACACACUGGUUGCCAUGGGUUACCGCUCGGCCUUGACGGAGGAGAGGCGACGCUACUGCUUCCUGGUGGACCGGCAGUGUGCCGUCACCAAGAUACUCAUCAACUACCACUGUAAGGUGAGGGAGCUCCUGUCUCAAAAGCUGUCGUCAUGGCAGCUGUCCUGCUCUCAGCCCACCAAGCUUCCAGAGAGAGCGCUGAACCUGCUCCGCUUCACUGCCCCGCAGACCCCAGGGGCUUCUGGGAUAGCUGAGGUCCUCCGGCAUGGCAAGUUAGGGGCAGGACAGGCAGGUGAACAGAGACUGUCCGUGCAGGAGGUUCCACCUUUGCUCAAUGGAGAUAGUAAUCGCUCUCAGCAGCAGCACCACCAGCAGUCACCAGGGCAACAGCCAACACCAGGGCAACAGCACCAGCCCCUGAGGCCCACCCAGUCCUCACCAGCCAGCGACAGCCCUAAGCAGUACUCCCCCGGGCCCCAGUCCUUCCGUGCCCUGACCGGGUCCUCCGGCAGCCCUCCUCCCCCUCUCCACACUCAGAUCAGCAGCAGCGGCAGCAGCAGCAAUGGCGGCACCAUGAUCAGCACCAGCCCCAGCAGUUCCGGAGGAGGACCCACGCCGUCCCAGCAUGCACCUCUGCACAUCAGCACCUCCCUCAGCAGCUCCAUCCUGCAGUGCCCGCCGCCGCUGGCGUCUGCGCCCUCCGUCCUGUCCAUGAGCUCCGGGCCUCCGUCCGCUCUCGGCUCCAUGCACGGCCUGGCGCUGCCCUCGGCCCCCCACAGUCCUCCGCUGCCCCACAGCGCACCGCUCUCCAGGGCCAUGACCCCCGUGCCCUCUGGCCAUCAGGGCGUGGGGAGCUCGCUGCCCUUCGGUAACCCGCAGCUGAUCAAGGCGGCGGAGGUGUAUGCCACCGCCACACUGCCCUUGCCCAGAAGGCCCAGUGAGACACGAACGGGAGGAGUAGGAGCAGGUUCUACUCUCCCCCGGGUGCUUCCACUAUCUCCCCCGACCCGAGUAGAGGCACUGUUUGCUCAUGCCCCCUCCAUCCCUACUAUGGGAGGAGGAGGAGGAGGAGGAGGAGGAGGAGGGGGCUCUUGUCUGCUAAACUUCCUUCCUGGAGACAUCCUCAUCCUCCUCAUCAGCGAGCCCAGGGACGGAUGGCAUUACGGCCAGAACGAGAGAACUGGACGGAAAGGCUGGUUUCCUUUCUCUUACACGCAAGCUUUUCCAAGCUCAGGCGAACAACAGGAACAGAGCUCCCUCCUGCUGUCCAAGGUGAACAGCACCAGUACGGGCCAGCUGGAUAAACUGGAAAAGCUGGAGAAGCUGGCCCCUCCUCCCGGCUCGCUGCAGCCGAGCCCGGACUCGGAGGACGAGAGCUCCGUAUCCUCCCAGAGGAUCAGCACCUUCAGGCCCAGGCCGUACAGCAUGGUCAACCCAGAGACCCGCCAGCUCUCCUCCGAGUUUGGUUCGGCACCUCCCUCACCAACCAGGAGUAACCCCUUUGCUCACAUCCGGCUCAGGAAGACAGUGACCAACGACCGUUCAGCCCCUCUCAUUGAGUAAAACACCCUGCCCUUCUCGUGGAGUAAAAGACGGUGUGUUUGUCGAGAGCUCAGUCCACUGGGCUGUGAAAAUGGAAGAAGCUGCCAUGAUAUUUGACUAAUAACAUACUAAUAGCUUUUUUGUUGU
This is a messenger RNA of Engraulis encrasicolus (European anchovy), 2845 nucleotides long. RefSeq lists its product as uncharacterized. Gene Ontology annotation, molecular function: protein binding; cytoskeletal adaptor activity. Bases 641 to 2719 code for a protein of 692 amino acids. Gene Ontology annotation, biological process: actin crosslink formation; actin filament bundle assembly; positive regulation of actin filament polymerization. Gene Ontology annotation, cellular component: cytosol; nucleoplasm. Lineage: Eukaryota; Metazoa; Chordata; Actinopteri; Clupeiformes; Engraulidae. The record is from RefSeq and is a predicted model, not a curated record. The transcript is spliced from 15 exons.